Molecule: messenger RNA, 6029 nt
Organism: Owenia fusiformis
Lineage: Eukaryota; Metazoa; Annelida; Polychaeta; Sabellida; Oweniidae
Source: the annotation of a GenBank genome assembly
GGGAAAAUGAAAAGUUUUGAAUUUCUUCAUAAUUUCCUGUUUUAUUGACCAUUCAGAAUGCGAAUUUUUAUUCGUAAUAAGUCCAGGUAUAGCCCCGAGUUCCAGGAAGAUGACAUGAUGUACAUUGACGUGCAGGACUAUGCCGGAACUACAAUAAAUGAGCUGAAAGAGCACUGUAAAAGAAAGUCCCCAGCAAAGAUUGAUGAACUGUUUUACCGCAAUGAGGCCCUAGCAGAUGACAGGUCUGUAGCACACAACAAUCUGCAUGACAAUGUCAUCCUGGAAACAACUUCUAAUCCAUUCUUCCUGGCCUGUAUGAAUAUCCUCUUAGUGAAGGCAGAAAGGAACAUGUCCGACUACCCCGAUAAAUCCCCCGAGUAUUCCCGUUUCAAAAGAUCAAAGAUACACAAAAUAACAAUCAUUGGUGUGCUUACCAAUUCGAAAAAAGAGAGUGACAGACAGCCACCUCACAUGAGCAAUGUGAAUGCAUUCAUAGCCUACAUAGACAGAUUAGGCAAGAAAGGUGCUUCAAUGAGUUAUUUCACAAGAGAUGCUUUGCAUGAGUUCUAUGAGGAGUUUGAACAGCUUGAUAUGCAGAAACCAGACCCUGUUGGAUCAUUCCUAAGACGCCAUGCUAUUCAGUUGGGAUUCAUUGAUCCAAAAGAUGGAGAUGAUGUUGGAGGGGCUGUUGUACAUAAUGGGCCAGGCCAUACUGCAGAGCUUAACCACCAGCAUGAUAUCAAUGUCAUUAAUCCUAACAACAGAGCUGGUAAAAUUAAGAAUAACAAAGCUGGUGUCACCCCUACAACUAGAAGAGUGAAAGCAAUUAAGGAUAGACCCUGUGAGGACUGUGGAGAAGAUGGUAAGGUGGCUGUAAUUUACUGCCCCGACUGUGAGGGUGGCCUUGCCCUGUGUCAGGACUGUUCUGAUCUUACACACAGAGGUGCGGCCAGGAGACACCAUCAAUUGAAAGGUAUAUUAGAAGCGCCCAAAGUGCACAAGCCAUACUCCCCAAAGGCAUACAGGACCCCAUUUGCAUUAUUGAUUGGCUUACAUAGUGGUCUCCAUUCUGACCCUCCUAUGCUUAGUAUGAAUGAGCGAAAUGUGAAGGAUCUCUCCCAACCUCACACAGACACUGACCUUGACAGCAAAAAUCCAGGCAAGUUUUUUGGUGGAUUUGACAGUAUGGAGAAUACUCUGAUAAUGAAGAAUCUUGUGCUAAAGGAAGCUGCCAUCAACCCAAGCUAUGCCUUGACUGUCUCUGGAAGACACUUGGCUGAGAAAUGUUCAGACUUUGCCCAAGCUUAUUACAACUUCAGUUCUGUAAGAGGAAUACCUAAAAUACCAGAAGCAUCAAGUACUCAGAUAGGUGCAGAAAGGCUGUGUUUGGUGAUAGAUUCACAAGAGAAAGAGAGGGAGAGGCUGAUAGGGUUUGCUAGACAGAGGGGAAUUGUCACAAAAGUGCGAGAGCUACCUGCUGGCGACUAUGUGUGGCUUCUGCUGCCCCCUGGUGCUGAUGGGAGCCAGGAUAUACCUAGUAAUAGAGAAAUGAUGCUGCCUUACAUUGUGGAGAGGAAGUCCUGGGAUGACCUCUUUGACAGUAUGAGAACAUCACGCUUUGACAAGCAGAUUGUCAAAAUGCAGAGGUGUGGCCUGAAGAACAUAUUCUACCUUCUAGAGGGAUCCAUCAAUGAUACAAAAAGUAAACUGACUGAUGAAAAGAAAACACAAAUAAAGACCAGGAUCCAAAAGCUGCAAUUUGAGGAAGACAUAUUUGUGAAUUACACAGCAUCUUGGCUGAAAACGGUCCAGUGGCUUGUCCAGAUCACUUCCCUUAUAGCAGAUGCAUACAGAUCAGGCAUGGACACCCAUGAUAGGUUGAUGAGCUAUGCAGAGUUCUGUGAGAGAGUACAACAUGGGGAUAAAAGACACAGGGACAGGAGACCAAGGGAAUAUCAUACUUGGCCAGCUGGUUUCUUUGUAGACUUGUUGUUCAGAGAUAACCAUGGUGGUGGUGCUAUGAUGCAGACUGUGAAGACUGAGCUGGGAAUACAAGGGAAAUAUGGCCCUAGAAAGCACCUGCUUGUUAUACAGGGACUAGAGGAUUACAAUAAGUGUCGACAGCGUUACAUUGACAAGGCUCUGAGUGAUUUCAGCAACAAUAAAGGUGGCAGUGUGGUUGACAUCGUGAACGACCAGCUAGGCCCUCUGGUGGCAGAUUUGGUGCACUAUGAUGUGACAUCAUUUUGGCAGUUACACAUCCAGGUUUGUGUUGGUGUUGUUAUACAGAGAACUGAGAAACCCCAGGAGGCAACAGACAUUCAGGAACAGUUUAUGCAGGGCCCAGGUGAUCAUCCUGAUGACCAUAUGCCAAGACAGCAAAACCUUAACAAUUAUGUAAGACCUCCUCCCACACCCCAGUCCGCUGCCAAUAGUACACAGCCUGUCAAACCUGCCUCAAGGCACAAGUCUCCAACUCUCCCAACCCAAGCCCCACAAGUGCACACUCUACCCUCCACAUCUAAUGCCACCAUUACAACUGCUGAUAUAGGACAAAUACAAGGUGUCCAAGAAUCCCUUAACAAUACAGUUGAAAUACAGGGUGGUCAAGAAUCUCAAGAUGAUGAUCUUAGAAAAGCUAUAGAAUUAAGCUUAAGACAAAGCCAAAAUAGUUGUAAUGUUAGAGCAGAUGGACUAGGUCCAGUAUCUUCCAAUAGUGCCAAUAAGUAUAGUGCAAAUGCAUCAGAAGCAAAAGGUGCAACAGAUGAAGGUCAACUCUCUGAAGAGGAACAGUUAAAAAGGGUUUUAGAAUUAAGUAGGAUUGAAACCGCAAUGAACAGUGAUCUAGUCAAUGACUCUGAUUAUGCCUCUAAACUUGACAGAGGUCAUGUAACCAAUGCAAAAGCUAUAUAUAAAGAUGAGGCAAGACCAACACCAUGCAAAACAUUAGACAGAAAUGAAAACCAUGUGCCAUAUAGAGGAACAACAUAUUACACUGAUGAAGUCCUUAUUAGUAAAGCACCAGGUGCAAGAACUACAACUAAACCAACAGCCGUUGAUGAAGAGGAGGAGGAGAUAUUCAGAAGAGCUUUAGAAUCUCUUGAUAAACCAAAGAUCAAGGAAGAACCAGUUGAGACCACCACUACUGCAGAACCAAUAGGAGCCAAUAAUGAUGUUGAGUUUAAGAAGGCUCUUGAAGUAAGUCUUUUGGAAAGUCAAAUUAAAAAUGAGCCAAUAGAUUCAAGUGAGCAGUCUUGUCAUCCUGUCAGACCACAGCAAAGACUUUCAAACAUUGUUCAUAACAGAAUGGACAUUACAAGCGAUCAUUUGAAAAGUAAUCCUUCUGCAAGCAAUGUCCAUGUUAUUAAAGAAGAAAAGAUGGAUAAUGCCCACCCUGAGGAUGAUGAUCUGAAAAAGGCUUUACAAUUGAGUCUUAUUGAAAGCCAGUUUGAGAAAGAUCCAAUUAUAGCUCAACAAUAUUCGCCAGUUUGUUCCUCAAUAGACACUAGGUCAGGUGACAGCUAUGAGCCAAUACUGAACAAGGAAUUAUUCUCAAUAUCUGAUGAUCCAAAUGUACAACAUGACUUAGAGAAAAGUUUUCAUGAAGAUGAAAACAAAGUUGCCAAAAAAGGAGGAAACUCUAAGAAAAGACCUAGUCCAGAUAGUGAACCACAUGCCCCAACUAAAAUCCAGAAACUGUAUGAUACACCAAUUCAGAAUCUAAGUGAAGAGGAACAGUUCAGACUUGCCAUGGAGGAAAGUAUGAAAGAACCAGUGCCAAAAACUCAACUAUAUAAAUCUGAUAUCCAUGCUCCACCAAAUGCCCCGAAAUCAAGAGCUCAAGGUGUUCUGUCAGAUGAGGAAUAUGCGAGAAAGCUGCAAGAAGAGCUUAACCAAACAUCACCAAACAAUAAUGCUGAUAAAGAUGCAAUCCUAGCUAGAAGACUAAGUCUCAGCCAAGACCCAGUACAAUAUAAGCAAUACAUAGAAGAUGCUAAGCUUGCUGUGAAACUAGAGGCAGGUGAUAUAGAUAUAAUAGAUGUACCUGUUGAUACCUUUGGGCCCCCAGGGGCUAGGGCUUUCAGUACACCAUCUAAAGCCACAUCUAGAAGGAAGGCAACAGUCAUGAAACAGCCAUCCAGAACUGCAUUAGGGAGCCCUAUUGUGCAUGUACCAGAUACAGACAGCCAGUUAGCAGAAUACAGACGCUUGCAGCAGAUGAAACACAGUGGGAAGACUGCCAACAUUUCUGGCCAUCCCAGUCCUCGUAGUCCACAUGUAAAUGGGCCACAUACACCUAAGGGGGCAAAAUCUGUACCGACUGCUACAUAUACUCCUAUGUCUAAGCAGGUUAGCUCCUCGUCUACCUCGACAUACAUCCCUACGGCUGAUAGGUCCAUAAAACAACAUGGCCGUAUUCAACCUGGAACCCCUAACUUAGCCAAGCAAUUGACAGGUGUGGUCCCACAAGCUGUAGUCAGUCCAAGAGUGCACUCCAACCCUGCUGUAACCCACAGGCCAGCCAGCCAUACUCAACAUGUAGCAGACCAACAUAUUGUGCACCCAUUUAAUAACACUCCCAUCAUACCAAACCCUGACCUAACCCUGACCAAUAAUCCACUAUCAAGCAAACAUGAUACAAUUACGAAGGAGUUUCCUAAUCCAAAAUUAGCUUCUGGGGUCAAUCAAGGAACAGUGGCUCAGGUUCAUGGAGAGAACACAGACCAAGGUUUUGCAUCAUCUCCAUGCAAAUAUCAAGCAGAGGUUAAAGGUCAUCAGGGGGUCAAGGUCAAAGAUGAAGUUGUCAUUAUAGAUAGUGAUAGUGAUGAUGACCUACCACCAAGUGGAGUUGUGAAGCCAGGCAGCUUCAAUCCUAAAGUGGGUACAAAACAAGGUGGCACAUUCACACAUGGAGCAGAGCCACACCAGUCCAACAUCAAGUGUGGCAACUGUGGCAGACUGGGACACACAAGGACAUCCAGUAGAUGUCCUCAUUACUACUCACAAGAAGAACAUGAUCGCAGAGAGGCCAAGAAAGCUAAAGCAAGAGAGAAGAGAGAAGCUGCAGAGAGGGAAGAUCAGCGCCUCCUUGAUAAUCUUCAACGUAAGCAUGAUCGAACGCAGGAGUUGAUUGAACAGCAGGAGAGAGAGAAACGCCUUAAACAACAACAAGCGCUGAAUGCUGUGAAUGCAGUCUUUGAAACUCAGAUUGAGCCAGUCGUCGCUCAGAAUCAGGAAUACGAGGCAAUGAUCGCAGCCUUGGAGAACAAGCAGAGAAAGAAUGCCCGAAAGAAAAAAUAAAUAGUACUUACUUGUGUUACUUUUAGGGUCCCUGUAUAUCAUGCAUUACCAUGGUCAAGAUGAAUGUCAGUAUUCAGUAGUCAUAUUGUUGUUGUGUAUUAGUUAGUUUAUAGAAAUGUGUUUCUAUAGUGACAGUACAGUAUACACAGUACACAGAGUACGGGACUAUUUAGAAGGCAAUAUUAGCAAUAUACGGACUGGUGCUAUUACAUAUAUUUACAAAUAUGUAUUACUCUAAGACUUUACUGUUGAGAGACAAGAAUCUAAUCAAAAGUUUGUGCAACUUUUUUAAGUCAUUGUUCAAAGAGUAUUAGGGGAACGUUUAUGAUAGUUGAUCUGAUCUUUAAUCAUUUUCUGUUAUUAUUCAUUGAAUAAUUGAAUUUAAAAUUAAAACUUAUUUUAGAAGAAUGAAACUGUCUAAUGGCCAUGUCCCUGUGCAUUUCUGGAUGCUUCAUAAAGUAGAACAACUACCAAGAAUAAAGAAGAGUGCAACUAAUACUACUACCAGGGACUUGGACUUAGCAGUACUGCAUGUUUUGAUUAACCCAUCGGCGUAGCCAGGCAUGACGCAGGGGAGGAAACUGCCUCAUCAAAAGUAUAUUAAAAACAUUUUUGAAGAUCAUAUCGAACAUGUGGUUACGUUUUGCCUCGUCUAUUUUUGGAUCUUGCCUACACUCAUGCUAAUCAAUUCAUGUUGUUUCUGUAUAUCUAAGACUUAAGAGUUAGUU